Xenia sp. Carnegie-2017 is the source of this 716-nucleotide messenger RNA. Its product is annotated as acidic phospholipase A2-like. The record is from RefSeq and is a predicted model, not a curated record. The transcript is spliced from 5 exons. Lineage: Eukaryota; Metazoa; Cnidaria; Anthozoa; Malacalcyonacea; Xeniidae. Gene Ontology annotation, molecular function: phospholipid binding; calcium ion binding. The coding region runs from base 154 to 615 and encodes 153 amino acids. Gene Ontology annotation, biological process: arachidonate secretion; phospholipid metabolic process; lipid catabolic process.
ACACAGCUAAAUUGUGGAGGUACACACUUUAAGAUAUCGUGUAAAUUAUAAAAGUUUACAAAAAUACGAUACGCUGAUACGGUAUAUGUGCAAUACAAAUAUAAAGAAUUUCUACAUUAUCACAAACAUUCUAAAUAAGCCUCCUGUCUCGUUAUGAAGAACUUGACGCUAGUGUUGGUGUUUGCGGCAGCCAUAUGUUCUUGUUGGAGCGCAAAGACAACUAUAGGGAACAAUCGCUCUAAGAGGAAUCUUCUUAACUUUGGUGUGAUGAUAUUUACUGCCACAGGGAGAAGUCCUUUGGAUUUUAAUGGUUACGGAUGCUACUGUGGCUUUGGUGGUAAAGGUACACCGCUUGAUGGUAUUGAUAGAUGUUGUCAAAUGCAUGAUACUUGUUACUCAGAUUUAAAAAAGAAAGGGCAUUGCAAGUCUUUGGAAGUGUACCUACUGUCCUACAAAACCACAUUGCCAUUGACCUGUGCAAAAAACAACUCCAAAUGUCGUGAUGGCCUCUGUGAAUGUGACGUUAGCGCAGCAUUGUGUUUUAAAACACAGACAUUUCAGGAAAAAUACAGGAAAUAUGACAGAUCCAAGUGCGAAAAUGAAGUAAAAAUUUAAAAGCGAAGUCGAUUCAAUUCACUUGAGACGAGUUAAUCUUUUUGCGUAUCGAUGUUGUUACAUUGCGUAUAAAUGUAAAAUUAUAUUUUUCUUAAUGAAAA